Molecule: messenger RNA, 1398 nt
Organism: Penicillium arizonense
Lineage: Eukaryota; Fungi; Ascomycota; Eurotiomycetes; Eurotiales; Aspergillaceae
Product: HoxN/HupN/NixA family nickel/cobalt transporter
Exons: 7
Coding region: 1-1398 (465 amino acids)
Biological process (GO): nickel cation transmembrane transport
Cellular component (GO): plasma membrane
Molecular function (GO): nickel cation transmembrane transporter activity
Source: RefSeq, a predicted model, not a curated record
AUGACAUCCUUUGCUGGCGUAGCGCCUCUGGAUACACAAAGUCUGGACAGUGACAAGAGAUGGAGCUUGCAGCCUCUUCUGCGUCAUGCAAAGCGCUCCCAUAGUCGCAUGCCCGGAAUUCGAAAAGUACCUCUUCGAGCUAUUGCAAUUAUUGCUUUGAUAGCGUUUCUGAAUAUGAUUGUCUGGGUUGCGGCGGCGAUUGUACUGCAUUAUCACCCAUCAUUGGUUUCCACCGCGGCUCUUGCAUAUACCCUUGGCUUGAGGCAUGCUUUUGAUGCGGACCAUAUUUCUGCGAUCGAUUUGAUGACACGACGAUUGUUGGCAACUGGUCAAAAGCCUGUCACGGUAGGAACAUUCUUUUCUUUGGGGCAUUCCACGAUCGUCAUAAUUACAUCUAUCGUGGUCGCAGCUACCGCUGCUGCGGUUUCCUCGCGCUUCGAUAGCUUCAGUACUAUCGGUGGCAUCAUCGGUAGUUCCGUCAGCGCAGCAUUUUUGAUCCUGCUUGGACUAAUGAACGCGUAUAUUCUGUUCAAACUUAUUAAACAGAUGCAAAAGGUGUUUAGUCUGGGCGAAGGACAGCAGGAUGAAGCUUGGAAGAUCGAGGGUGGCGGUGUGCUGUUUUCCAUUCUCAAGAAAAUGUUUAAAUUGAUUGACCGCCCUUGGAAAAUGUAUCCUCUCGGAAUCCUAUUUGGACUAGGCUUUGACACGUCAUCUGAGAUUGCGUUACUCGGGAUCUCAUCAAUCGAGGCUACCAAGGGAACAUCCUUUUGGGUUAUUUUAAUUCUUCCCGCACUGUUUACCGCUGGAAUGUGUCUUUUGGACACCCUCGAUGGAGCUCUUAUGUUCUCCUUGUACAUUCAGCCCGCAGCAAAUUUCCUUCCUCCAAGACCCGGCCGUGCAGUUUCUGCUGAAGUCGCAUCGGACAUUGAAGGUGACGAGUUACCGCAGUCAAGAGACAAUCACCGAGACCCUGUGGCAUUUCUGUACUACUCGAUCGUACUUACCGUCUUGACUGUGAUUGUCGCUAUUGUGAUUGGUAUAAUUCAGCUUCUUACCAUGAUCCUCAAUAUCACUAAUGCCACUGGAAAGUUCUGGGAUGGCGUACAACUAGCCGGUGAUUACUAUGAUGCCAUCGGUGGUGGGAUUUGUGGCUGCUUCAUUAUAUUCGGAGGCUUGAGCGUUAUGUUGUAUAAGCCGUGGCGAAGAUGGAUGGAUCGACGUCACGGGCGCUCUAUGGCGAAUGACGAAGAGCGAUACCGGGAUGAUGCUCUUGGGUCGGAGGAGGAUACCGCUGUUGCUGGAUGCGAAACAGGAGAAGGCCAGGUGUUUGAGCGUGAGCAAGCCACUACCGUUGACAAAGGGGCUUCGGCUCGUGUCACUGCGACUGAAGAACGAUAG